Molecule: messenger RNA, 2438 nt
Organism: Coccinella septempunctata (seven-spotted ladybird)
Lineage: Eukaryota; Metazoa; Arthropoda; Insecta; Coleoptera; Coccinellidae
Product: sphingomyelin phosphodiesterase-like
Exons: 14
Coding region: 293-2239 (648 amino acids)
Biological process (GO): sphingomyelin catabolic process; ceramide biosynthetic process
Cellular component (GO): lysosome
Molecular function (GO): acid sphingomyelin phosphodiesterase activity
Source: RefSeq, a predicted model, not a curated record
CAAAGUGAUCAAUAAUUGGGAUAGCAAAACUUCCUUCGUUUUAUUGUUGUGAUGGGAGGUCAAUUUUACCUAUGGAAGAUCAUCAUCGCUUCAACUCAUCCGGUCGUGGUGUUUUUAGUUUUGUUUCAGUUGCCAACCUUGAAUGUUGAUCAGAGGGAUCUUUGGUACAUCAUAACAUUUAUAAAAACAUUUGUGGAACGAAUUUCGACAUAAUAGCGCUGGUGUUUUUCCUGACUUGCGAUGGUAGUCGUGCUUUGAGAGGUUUCCAGUGAUUUUUUUGGUGUUUUUGACGAUGUUUUGGUCGUCGGUGAUUUUUUUGUGUCUGGCUGUUGAAGGGUUUGAUUGCUUGCCAGCCAGUCCGAUAGGACCAAAUGAGGUCAGCAAUUUUGUGGACGACUGGGACUAUCGUUUGGAGCCACACAGUGAGCCUUUGCUGAAUAUUUCUUCAACAAAUCAUGAAUUACCUCCUCCUCCCAAGGUAGGUGGUGAUGAAGUCUAUGAUAAUAUGGUGGUGGAUCAUUUUACAUCGAGCAAACUAAUGAAAAGUUCUGUGCACAACAUACAGGUGUUGGUGAAGAAGAAGAGGAAACCAAAAUUACCCAAGAAAAUGGGAAAUGCCGUUUACAGCGUGAUAAAAUGUAACUGGUGUCACAUAGGUGUUUCUCUCUUCAUGGAUGAAAUCAAGAAAGGAUCACCUUCAGAUACCUUGAAGACCAAAAUAGCCAAGAUGUGUGUUGAAUUCAACCUGAGCACCGAAGAAGUAUGCUCAGGUCUUAUAGAUGUUUUUGGCCCUACUGUUCUUGCUGCUGCCAAGAAAACAGAAUUAAAUGUCCAGCAGAUCUGCAGUUUAGCGUUGGGUGAGACCUGUGGAGAAAAGAUCGAUAAUCCUCUCCACCAAUGGGAUGUCAAGUUUCCCGAUACCGUGAAGCCACCAGUUAAAAGAUUGAGUACACCCAAAAUGGGGUCACCCACACUGAAGGUUCUCCAUCUGACAGACACCCAUUUGGAUCCAGACUAUACGGAAGGUACUGUUUCCAACUGCAAUGAGCCACUUUGCUGUCGAAACGACAGCACAGAAGGUAUUCCAGAUGUUGUAACGGCAGGAAAGUGGGGAGCUUAUGCCAAAUGCGAUUCGCCAAAAAUACUGAUAGAUCAUAUGUUGAAGCAUAUCAACGAACAACAUCCGGAUAUAGAUUUCAUAUUGUGGACUGGUGAUCUACCCCCACACGAUAUUUGGAGGCAAACCAAAGAAUCGAACCUUGCUAUAAUCAAGGAAACGACAAAGCAAAUGCUCGAGUAUUUUCCGACCAAACCCAUAUUCCCGGCAGUAGGAAACCAUGAAUCCAUACCAGCUGGAACAUUUGCCCCUCCCUGGGUCGAGGGUGAAAAUUCCACAGCUUGGUUGUUCAAUGAGUUGGCCAAUCAUUGGAAACGUUGGUUACCAGAGUAUUCCACCACUACAGUGAUGAGAGGAGCUUUUUACUCAGUGUUGUUGAGGCCUAAGCUUCGGCUUAUAUCGAUGAAUACUAACUACUGUCAUACUUAUAACUGGUGGUUGUUAGUAAAUAGUACUGAUCCAGCGAAGGAGUUACAGUGGCUAAUACAUGAACUGCAGCAAGCUGAGAAUAAACAAGAGAGGGUUCUGCUGAUUGGUCACAUUCCACCGGGGGUCCACGACUGCAUGAAGGUUUGGUCGGAGAACUUCUACAGCAUUGUCGCCAGAUACGAGAAUACCAUCAUAGCCCAAUUCUAUGGUCACACGCACGCUGACGAGUUCCAGAUGUUCUACGAUCCGAAGGAUCUGAGUCGACCUGUGAAUGUCGCCUAUCUAGGGCCUUCUGUCACCACGUUCGAGAAUCACAACCCUGCCUACAGAGUUUAUUACCUGGAUGGCGAUUACCCUGAUUCGACGAGGGCGAUUUUGGACCAUGAAACUUGGACAAUGAACCUGGAAGAAGCAAAUAAAAAUGGGGAUCCCGAAUGGUAUAGAUUAUACUCUGCCAGAAGAGAUCUAGAUAUAGAAACCCUCAAUCCAGAGGACUGGAACAGUUACCUGAAAAAGCUAAUAGAUGUUCCAGAUGCCUUCUACCAAUUCUACAAAUAUUACUACAGGGACAGUCCAGCACGACCUAAAUGCGACAAUAAAUGCAAACUUCAAAUUUUAUGCGACUUGAGGAGUGGUAAAUCUCAAAGUCGCCACUUGCUGUGUCACGAUUUAGAGGAGAAAUUUGGAGGUUGAUCAUGAAUUUUGAAGGGAGCCGCAUCAGUCCAAUUGUUGCCAGUAAUUUUUGUGAUGGAGUGGAAGAAGACUAAUUCUUGCCAUCAGAAAACACUUGCAUAACCCAGUGAUUUAUUUUUUGAGAUAUCGGUUUCUUGUACAUAGUUUUAUACAAUUUUUCUACAAUAAAUCCCCCAAUUACCAAAGAAUAGACUGAAAA